AUGGAUCCAAUUCCAGACCUUCCUUUAGAACCUGUCGCCGAAGAAGCAAUUGGGAAAUUCAAUAGCAGUAGUGAAACCAUUCAUGUGGCUGUUGGAAAGGAAAAUAAGAAAGAAAAGCAAAACCUGCUCUGGGUGAUGAGGAAUUUCCCACGUGACACCAUAGGCCUUGUCCAUGUACACUGGCAUUCAAAGUGGAUACCCACUGAUUUCGGAGUUAAAUUUAACUACAAGUAUGGGAAUGAACAAUCUCAAGCAAAACACAGAGAGGACGAGAGGAGAAAGAUGCAAGACAUGAUAGAUGAUUACAAAGAUUUGUGUGCUGAAAGGAUGGUCACAGAACAUCACACUGAACACGAAGAUGUAGUUGAAGGGGUUAAAUGUCUUGUUGAAAAAUGUCAAAUUAAGAGGCUUGUCAUUGGUUCAAGGUCCAUGGCAAAUCAAAUCUCUAUCCUCCAGUAUUGUCAGAUCUGGCAUGUGCGAAAAGGAAAGCUCAUAUCCACUAGAUUUCCUUGCAGCGAAGUUAUUUCUGAGAAAAUUCAUGUGCAUGCACAGCGAGAAUAUGGAACUCAUCAGGUUCCUGCAUCACAUUUGGUUUCCAGAAUUUCAGAGGUCAAUGACGGUCAACUUGACGUGACACCGGCAAAUGAACUGGAAGAGAGAGAUGGGGUUGAUCAGGAUAUUGGAGAAGUUGUAAACUCGAGGCAAGAAGCUCUGAACUACUUGCUCAGACAAUACAGCAAUGAAAGAUCGGACACCACGAGUUCAAUCUCAGUCGAGUUAGAGAGAAAUGAAAUGCUACUUCAAGAAGUCAGAGAGAAGCUUUGUCAAACUGAACAAGAGAAGCCUGACGCGGGCAGGAAGGCGCCCGUGUUGAACUUGAUCAGCAGUAGUUUCAAUAGGAGAAGAAAAGACAACGAUGAUCCAGCAACUCCACCACACAUCAGACAGUUCACUGAGACUCAAGUUAAGAAGGCAACUGACAACUUCAGUGAAUGCAAAAGAAUCGGAGAAGGUGGAUACGGACCAGUCUACAAAGCAAGGCUCCUAGGAAAUGACGUCGCCAUUAAAAUGCUAAGCCCCAAGAGUAAUCAGAGCCAAAAGGAAUACCAUCAAGAGUUGAAAGUAUUAAGUAUGAUCGAGCACCCUCAUAUUGUCAAACUCAUCGGGGUUUGCUCAGAACUGUCAGCGCUUGUCUACGAGUACUUGCCCCAUCGCAGCCUGAGCCAAAGGCUUGCUCGAGGUCUGGAGUGGCAGGAUCGAAUUCGAAUUAUCAGCGAGCAGCGCUCUGCUCUCAUGUAUCUACACUCGAGCCCUAACAGAGGGCAACCGAUUGUGCAUGCAGACUUAAAAUUCUCCAACAUACUCCUCGACGAGGACGAUAUCAGUCGGCUCAGUGACUUCGGCACUGCGAGGGUAAUGCAUCGGGGUUUAUCGAAGAAGGCAACCUUCUGCCACAACACCAACCCGAUGGGGACGCCCGGAUACAUGGACCCUGCUUUCGCGAUGAGCGGAGAGCUGACUCCGCAGUCUGAUAUAUAUUCAUUUGGCAUCGUAAUUCUGCGGCUGCUGACGGGUUCGCCCGAGCUGAACAUUGCAAAGCAAGUCGAGGAGGCGAUCAGGAAAGGAGCUGUGAACUGCAUCCUCGAUGCGUCUGCCGGAGACUGGCCGGCGGCGAACGCCAAGCAGCUGUUGCAACUGGCGUUGAGGUGCUGUAAUAUUGAUAGGAAGAAAAGGCCCGGCCUCAGGUCGGCGGAAUGGAGAGCACUCGAUAGACUGCGAGCGAUGGCUGCUAAUUCCUUCGGAAGCUCCAUUUAGUAAUCAAAUAUGGGAGGAUUUGUGAAUUUCAUGGAUCAUGG
This is a messenger RNA of Zingiber officinale, 1856 nucleotides long. RefSeq names its product U-box domain-containing protein 33-like. NCBI's taxonomy places the organism in Eukaryota, Viridiplantae, Streptophyta, Magnoliopsida, Zingiberales, Zingiberaceae. Gene Ontology annotation, molecular function: ATP binding; protein kinase activity. Gene Ontology annotation, biological process: protein phosphorylation. Bases 1 to 1815 code for a protein of 604 amino acids. The record is from RefSeq and is a predicted model, not a curated record. The transcript has 8 exons.